AUGAGCAGAGAGCCAGGCCGCCGCUUCCAGCGGCUUUGCGUCUAUGGGGGCAGCAGCUCCAAGGUCAGCGAGGAGUACUUGCGCUUGGCCAGCACCUUGGGGGAGACCCUGGCCAAGAGAAAGAUUGGGCUGGUCUUUGGCGGUGGCAAGGUGGGCCUCAUGGGUGCUGUGGCCGAUGCCGUGCUGGCCCAUGAGGGCGAGGUCAUCGGCGUGAUCCCCAGGGAUAUGGUGGAGUUGGAGCAGGCGCAUCAAGGAUGCACUUCACUUCGGGUGGUGGACACGAUGCAUGAGAGGAAAGCCUUGAUGGCGUCGUUGGCGGAUGGAUUCAUCGCCUUACCGGGUGGCUGGGGGACCUUGGAUGAGAUCGCUGAGGUCACCACCUGGACGCAGCUGAACAUCCACUUGAAGCCCGUCGGUCUGCUGAAUCGAGCUGGAUACUGGGACCAUUUGCUUUUAUGGGCUGAGAAAGCCUGUCAAGAAGGCUUCAUGACCGCGACCUCGGCGAAGAUGCUCUUGGCCUCCGACGACCCGGAGGCCUUGCUCGAGCUCCUGGCCACGGCAGAACUCCCUGCCGAGUUCCGCUGGCAGCCACCUGUUCUGCCGAAGGAACCGCUGCCCUUGCAGGAGGGGCAGUUGGUGACGGUGGGCCAGCGGCCUUUGCGGGUUGGCUUGGCCAUCGGAGAGGGAGCUUAUGCGCGGGUCUUUGGAGCUGUUUGUGAGGAGACUGGUCAGGAGGUGGCGAUCAAGGAGAUGCGCUGCGGACAGGGCGCUGGGAUCUUGCCCGAUGCCAGCCUCCAGCGAGCGAACUAUGAAGUGAAGGUCAUGCGCUUGCUGUCGGAGCCCAGCGAGGAAGGUGAAGCACUUCGGGUGCCCAAGUUCUUGGAUCAUCAGUUUUGGGACUUGGCCCCUGCGGAGCCCGGCGCCUUCCUCUGCCGUGUGGCGAUGACCCGGCGACCGGGGCAAGCAUUGAUCUCGUGGCUGGAGGAGCGUAGCGUUUGCAGCUCGCCCGCGGCCAGCACCACCUCGUACUGUUCGGACUUUCUCCGCGCAGCACUCUCGGCUAGGGAGCUCCUCAGUCAGCUGGCACCCACCUUUGCACAGCUGAACAGCAUUGCCAUGCAUCGAGAUGUGAAUGCCAGGAACAUCCUGGUGUUUUGCCCCAACUCCGCGCUGGAGGGCGGUCACGCUGCCCCAAAGGAUACAUCCAGCUUGGAGUUCACCCUCUUGGAUUUCGGCUCCUCCCUGGACUUUCACACCUGGAGUGCCACCACCGGUGAGGGCUCUUGGAGUGUGGAGAACCCCACGGGGGAUGCCAGGUAUUGGGGUCCAGCUUCCUGGGUGCGCUUCCUACAUGGACCGCACGCCAUGAGCGACGGCUUACAACAGCAGUAUUCCCAGGGCUUAGACGCCUUUGCGCUGGGCAUUUGCACCUUGGAGGUCCUCUCCAAGCUGCAUGGAAGCUUCAGCCUGCCCAAAGAGGCCGGCGAAGACCCCCAGAUUGAGCUGAUGGAGAGCAUCAAUCAGUUUCAGAAAGCGUGGUCCAGAUAUUGGAGCUUUGCGAUCUUAUGCUUCGAGAAGUUGGCUGAGUAUUCUCAGAUGGUUUGCUUCAACGAGCAGCAGCGAGCGACACAGCUCUGGGAGGACACGCUGUGGUUGUGCUCAGCUCCCCCCCACCGCGUGCGCGCGUUGCGCGUUGCGCGAUUGCGCGAGUGCAGGUUGCGCAUACGCGAGGUGGUAGGGCUAAGGGAGGGAAGCCAAGUGUUGAGGAAUUUAGCAUGCAGCAUUCUUUUUAGACCAGCACGCCGAGGGCGACCUACAGCCAUGUAA
Molecule: messenger RNA, 1827 nt
Organism: Durusdinium trenchii
Lineage: Eukaryota; Dinophyceae; Suessiales; Symbiodiniaceae
Source: the annotation of a GenBank genome assembly